CAUGGGGGUAUUACUUCCGGGGUCAAGGUGGACACAUGACUGGAAGCAAAGUGUGUCAUGUGACCCCUCUAAGAACUCCUCUCGCUGCCCUCUACCAAUCAGGAGGGGUUUUGCCCCCAUAGGCCUGCCCCAAGAGGUGAUUUGACCAAUCAGGGGUGUUCCAGGGUGGGGGGACCCAUCCAGAUGUGGCUCGUGUGAUCCCUCUAAGAACUCCUCCCAAUGCUCUCUACCAAUCGCGAUGGGUUUCGGCCGCAUAGCACCACCCCCAGAGCAGAUUUGACCAAUUGGUGGUGUUCCAGGGCGGGGUGACCCGCCCAGAUGAGGGCCGUGUCACCCUUCUGAGAACUCCUCCCAGCACCCUCUGCCAAUCAGAGUGCAACACUAUCACCCCAUAAGUCCCAGCGCCGGGGCAGAAGAGGCCAUCUUUUACGAAGGAUGCGUGCUUUAGAAAUCAUGGAAACAUGGACUCCUUCACCACCCCUGUGAGCACUUUGGACUUUGUUUUAGCCCCGAGGGCCUUUGGAUUUGUGCGGAGAAAGCACUACAUCAGUGACAGUUCCCACGAGGGCUCUUUGACUCAGCCGUUGAUGGAUACGCUGGAACCCGAAACCCAAACUCUCGUGAGGCACCCCAAUGAGCAUGAAGGCCUCUCAUUGUUCGCCCCACUAGAGGUGGAAGGCGAACACAGCUCGGGGGAGUCAUCGGAGGACAAGGUGAAUGGAAAAGACAUUGCUCAGCUUGAUGAUGCCUUUCUAGAGGACCCGCAGGCCCUGGACAGCGUUCCAUCAAGCAGCGAAGAUGAACCGGGCUCUCCUUGUUUUUGCUCAAUGCCGAUACAAAUUGUUGAAGAGGACUCCGAGGAUGACAGCUAUGAGGAGUUUAUGAGGCUUGGCAUGGAACUAACUGAGCCAGUGCCACGUCGUGAGCAUAAAAAAGUCAUGCGGUCUAUUGUAUGUGUUGCUGUUUAUGCUGUCCUUAAUCACUGCCUUAGGGAAAAGCUUUCUGAAGAUUGUGAGGGCUGUGUCAUAGAUGUGCCAGCCCAACGGCGCCAUGACUGUGUGACUUGAACUUCAGUAGAUAUAAAC
This is a messenger RNA of Mauremys reevesii (Reeves's turtle), 1085 nucleotides long. RefSeq lists its product as uncharacterized. The record is from RefSeq and is a predicted model, not a curated record. NCBI's taxonomy places the organism in Eukaryota, Metazoa, Chordata, Testudines, Geoemydidae. The transcript is spliced from 2 exons. Bases 462 to 1067 code for a protein of 201 amino acids.